AUGUGCGGAUUUCUACCUUGUACAACUGCCUGCAGACGGGAGUCGGCCGUCUGCGGCGCGGGGCUUCUCGGCCAGCUGUUCAGUCUCGACCCCCGGAAGAUCCUGGCCCGAGUGUUCAGCCGCGCCGCCCUGGAGAGCUACCUGCCGCGGAUCCAGCAGGCCGUGAGUUGCGAGCUGCGGGGCUGGUGCCGCGAACCCGGUUCCAUCGCGGUCUACGCCUCCGCCAAAAGCUUGACUUUCCGCAUUGCAGCUCGGAUCCUGCUGGGGCUGAAUCUGGAGGAGGGGCAGCUCAAGGACCUGGCCCAAACCUUCGAGCAGCUGGUGGACAACCUGUUCUCCCUGCCUCUCAACAUCCCCUUCAGUGGGCUGCGCAAGGGGAUCAAAGCUCGGGACAUGUUGCAUGACUACAUGGAGAAGGCUAUACAGGAAAAACUGCUAAGGAAUGAUUCAGAAGGUCACAGUGAUGCUUUGGAUAUCAUAAUAAACAGUGCCAAGGAGCAUGACAAAGAAUUCACCAUGCAGGAGCUGAAGGAGUCAGCAAUUGAGUUGAUAUUUGCUGCUUUCUUCACCACUGCUAGUGCCAGCACUUCCCUGAUCCUUCUGCUACUCAAGCACCCCUCAGCAAUAGAAAAAAUAAGACAGGAAUUGGUGGACUGUGAGUUGUCUAAGCAGUGUCAUUGCUAUUCACCUGCAAUCUCCCAAAAUAAUAAUCCCUACCUUGAACCUUGCCAAACACCACUGAUAAUCCAUGAGAAAGAAAGGAAGCCUAAUGACUGUCAGCAGCAUCGCCUCUCCACAACAGAAGGAACCCAGAAAAAUGGUAACCUACAACCAGACCUGAAGGCAAAGGAGGUAGAGGAUGGCUCCUCUCUGCAGCCCCUGCUUCUUGAGGAGUCCAGCCUCACCAGAAUGACACAAAAAGCAAUGUGUUUGAAUACAGACUCCUCUUAUGCAGACCACCAGCCAGGGAAAGGUGGCCAGCUGCCCAACAGGCUCCAGCUGCCCACAGGGCCUGUGACCCCAGGGCCUGAGUGUGAUUGUCAGCCUUAUAUGAACUUGGAGAAAUUGAGCCGCCUGCGCUACUUGGACUGUGUGAUUAAGGAGGUCCUCCGAUUGCUACCCCCUGUCUCUGGAGGCUACAGAACUGCGCUACAGACCUUUGAGCUGGAUGGCUACCAGAUCCCCAAGGGCUGGAGCGUGAUGUACAGCAUCCGGGACACGCACGAGACCGCGGCCGUGUACCAGAGCCCGCCCGACGCCUUCGACCCGGACCGCUUCGCCUCGGCUCGGCAGGACGAGGGCCAGGCGGCGGGGCGCUUCCACUACAUCCCCUUCGGCGGCGGCGUGCGGAGGUGCAUCGGCAAGGAGGUGGCGCAGGCGAUCCUCAAGCUACUGGCCAUCGAGCUGGCCUGGGAGCUGGCCACGCCCGGCUCCCCGGAAAUGCAGACGGUGCCCAUCGUGCACCCAGAGGAUGGGCUGCAGCUCUACUUCCGCCCCUUGCGGCUGGUGGAGGCCUUCGAGGAGAUGAGCCGCAACCUCUUCUCGCUGCCCAUCGACGUGCCCUUCAGCGGUCUCUACCGGGGCCUGCGCGCACGGAACAUCAUUCAUGCCAGGAUCGAGGCCAACAUCCGCAACAGGAUGGCCCGUGCUGAGCCCGGGGGUGGCCCCAAGGACGCGCUGCAGCUGCUGCUGGAGCAGGCACAGUGCCAUGGCCAGCCGCUCAACAUGCAGGAGCUGAAAGAAUCUGCCACAGAACUCUUGUUCGGAGGCCACGAGACGACUGCCAGCGCUGCCACAUCUCUGAUCACCUUUUUGGGGCUUCACCCAGAGGUCUUGCAAAAAGUGAGAAAGGAGCUGCAAGGGAAUGGGUUAUUGUGCAGCCCAAACCAAGAUAGCAAAACGCUGGAUAUGGAAGUCUUGGAACAGCUGAAAUACACAGGCUGUGUCAUCAAAGAGACCCUCCGACUGAGCCCCCCUGUUCCUGGAGGAUUUAGAGUUGCACUCAAGACAUUUGAGUUAAAUGGUUACCAGAUUCCCAAAGGCUGGAAUGUUAUUUACAGUAUCUGUGAUACGCAUGAUGUGGCAGAACUCUUCACCAACAAGGACAAAUUUAACCCUGAUCGCUUUAUGUCCCCUUCUCCAGAGGACUCCUCUAGGUUCAGUUUCAUUCCUUUUGGUGGGGGCGUGAGAAGCUGUGUGGGCAAAGAGUUUGCAAAAAUCCUUCUCAAAAUAUUUACAGUGGAGUUGGCUCGUAACUGUGACUGGCAACUCUUAAAUGGCCCCCCAACGAUGAAAACUGGGCCUAUAGUCUACCCUGUGGACAAUCUGCCUGCCAAAUUUGUAGGCUUCAGUGGCCAAAUCUAAGCAGUUCAGGGGUUGCUUCUAGCUGAAGUUCUGUACAUAGCAGUGUUUUCCUGUAAAAAAAAAAAAAAAAAAAAGUCUAUUAUGUAUUUAACUUGUAAAUGUAUAAUAGUUAUUUAUGUCUCUUUUAAAAUAUUUUUUAAAAGCUAUGAUAUAUCCUAUUUUAAUGGUCUCUGUGUGUGUAUAUUUUCCCCUUAGUCCCCCAAGCACUAUAAUUAUGGGUCUCAGGAUCCAUAAUUAGACAACUUAUUUCUAUAGAAAUGUUUUCCCCUAUCAUACUGAAAUCUUGUCAUCUUAGCAUUUAAUGAUGUUUCAGAACAGAGCAUACAUUCAGGUGCACUCAGAUUCAUAAUACAGGCAUAUUAAAUCAUGGUAACUAAUUGCUCAUCCAGAAUUUAUGCAGGCUUGUAUGAAUUAGGAUGUUUUCAGUAUUACUUUUGAUAUUUAGGAUUUAUGGUCAAUGUAUAUGAAUUUU
This is a messenger RNA of Alligator sinensis (Chinese alligator), 2836 nucleotides long. RefSeq lists its product as uncharacterized. The coding region runs from base 1 to 2364 and encodes 787 amino acids. Gene Ontology annotation, biological process: sterol metabolic process. Gene Ontology annotation, molecular function: heme binding; oxidoreductase activity, acting on paired donors, with incorporation or reduction of molecular oxygen; monooxygenase activity. Lineage: Eukaryota; Metazoa; Chordata; Crocodylia; Alligatoridae. The transcript is spliced from 10 exons. The record is from RefSeq and is a predicted model, not a curated record.